AUGACAUCUAGAAACCUCAACAAGACCUGGCGCGAUAUUGUCUUUGAACAGUACGAAGCCGACUACGUAGCCGACGUCCCAUUUCGAAUCCGCUACUUAAUCUACGGCGACCAGUGGAGAAGAAAUAUCAUCAUUGAGAUACCCACUAAGAUUAAUGUGCCUGUCUUCCGUCAAGCUCUCCUCCACGCCGCUAGUUCCAGACGCCUUGAAAACGACCCGGCAUACGAAGACGACCUAAUCAAGGUCCGAGCACGUAUUCCGCCUUCUGUCCAAAACAGUAAUGAUGCUCACUUACAAAAUGACUCUGCUGUUGGUGGCAACAGCGGCUAA
Fusarium sp. VM40 is the source of this 330-nucleotide messenger RNA. The record is from the annotation of a GenBank genome assembly. Lineage: Eukaryota; Fungi; Ascomycota; Sordariomycetes; Hypocreales; Nectriaceae.